CAUGCUGCCAUAGCUGCAUUUAGGCAACGUCACAAGAAAUACGUGAAGCUGCUAAAGUUAGCUAGCUAAUACUUUACAGAUAUCAAUGGCGUUUACAUUAUAUUCCCUUAUUCAAGCGGUGAUUUUGUGUGUUAAUGCGGUCGCCGUAUUGCACGAAGAUAGAUUUUUAAGUAAAAUUGGCUGGGGUGUGGACCAAAGUGUUGGUGGAUUUGGUGAUGAACCAGGCAUCAAAGUGCAGCUAAUGAACCUUGUCCGCUCUGUGAGGACAGUGAUGAGAGUGCCCUUGAUUGCUGUCAAUUCUGUCUGCAUUGUGUUGUUGCUGCUUUUUGGCUGAAGAGAAGACUGGACUGAAUUUGGACGCUGAACUAAGAGAAGACACUUUUAGGGGUCAGGGGGAUGUCACCCUGGCACCUGGAGGAGGGACCCUACAUGCACCAGGAAGAAGAGUACACCCACACGUUUAUGUAUCUCAGAGAUUCAGCAUUACAUUUGAUUUCCUUUAUUAUUAUUAUUCCUUACCUCAUUUGUCAAACCUGUUGGUCUUAGGUCAGGCUAAGUGACAGUUCAGAUGCAAGAACAAUCUGGGUUUACUACAUUUGCAGUUUCUUUUACAGACACCUGUUAGUCAAUGUUAUAGCACAAGGCAGUUCAAAAGUGCCUACGGUUGCUUUUGGAAGAUUUCUUCAUUGUAAAAGGAUCAUUUACUUUGAUCUCAUGAUUCAACUUUCUCCUUAUUUGAAAUUGUGGUUUGUCGCAGUUCUGAUGGUAUAUUCUAUGUCUGUUGCUUUUAACAUAUUCCUGGAUAAAAAGUUAAGUGUACGUAAUUUGAACAGAACGACUCAAACACCAUUAGUCGGGAAAUGUCAUAUUUUGUGUCCAAUGCAGACAAUUUUUUAUGUAUAACUUUUUCUAAGUAACUUUCUAUGAAUUACUUGAAAAUAAUAAAGAUUAUUAUUAUUUA
Molecule: messenger RNA, 961 nt
Organism: Salvelinus sp. IW2-2015
Lineage: Eukaryota; Metazoa; Chordata; Actinopteri; Salmoniformes; Salmonidae
Product: immediate early response 3-interacting protein 1
Biological process (GO): endoplasmic reticulum to Golgi vesicle-mediated transport
Cellular component (GO): endoplasmic reticulum membrane; COPII-coated ER to Golgi transport vesicle; Golgi membrane
Source: RefSeq, a predicted model, not a curated record